AGAAUUUUUACUGGGGUGUUUAGUGUGUGAGAAAACUGACCACCUCUGGGCUGAGGUGAUAAAGCUUAUGCAGAGCAUAGGGCUUUGAUUGUAGCUACCCAAAAGCCAUAAAAAAGGGAUGGGGUCUGUAAACAGUCCCUGUGUUUUUCUUCUAUGACACACUUACCCAAGAUUAUGUUCUGACUCACUGUCCUGCUUUCAGCAUGGGAAAACUGCACUAGCCACAGCAUCAAGGAGCCAUCAUGCCCUCAUUGUAGAUAUGAUCAUUAAAGCAGAAAGGUAUUUUGCCAUGAAACAGACACAUCUAGCUCAUAGUGGUAAUGGGUCAGACUUCAGCGUGUCCUUCAAACAGGAUCACAGCAUACAGACCAAGCAAAUCCGCUCCUCCCUUUGGAAUCUAGCAUACAACCAGUUAAAGCCCCGUGAAUGGAAAAAACUGGCUGUGUUCUGGAAGUUCACAGAUGAACAAAUUAAAGCUAUUGAAGAACAAUGGACAGGGAAAAAAAGUUACAAGGAACAUGGGAACAGAGUGUUGCUCAUCUGGUUACACGGUACAUUGCUGGCUCAUCAGAAUCCUGUUAAACAUCUGUAUGAAGAUCUGGUGGAAGCAGGACUUCAGCCUUUAGCUGAGUGUCCCAGGAAUAUGAAGAAGAGACCAGUAAAUCAUAAAGUUUUGGAAUUAGGGACCUAAAGUACAGAUGCUUGGAUUCAUCAAGUUCUGAAACAUUAGCUUGCAAAAUGAAAAUGUUUAAGAAUUUGAUGGACUGUAGCUCACCUAGCCUAAACUGGACCCUGGCUGUGGAGGAUGCCACCCUGCUGUUCUCCAUUUAUAUACACUGUUGCAGGAUAUAAUUAAAGCGCAGGUCAGCUAUACUUACAUGCAUAAGCAAGUAAAAUGUUUGUAAGAAAAAAAAAAAUCAUUUUCUCUUGAACAUAGAUGUUGGUAUCAUUGGGAUUAAACAAGAGAUUCAGACAAAAAUGACAUUGUAUCCUUUAUUUAAAAAGUGUGCUAAAGAUUCCUUAAAUAAAAAGUG
This is a messenger RNA of Melozone crissalis (California towhee), 1034 nucleotides long. It is a transcript of the gene ANKDD1B, whose product is annotated as ankyrin repeat and death domain containing 1B. The record is from RefSeq and is a predicted model, not a curated record. NCBI's taxonomy places the organism in Eukaryota, Metazoa, Chordata, Aves, Passeriformes, Passerellidae. Gene Ontology annotation, molecular function: protein binding. The transcript has 4 exons. Bases 260 to 691 code for a protein of 143 amino acids. Gene Ontology annotation, biological process: signal transduction.